AUGAUUUAAGAUUCUCUCUUUGCUGAAUCCUUUUGGAAUCCAGUUUAUGAUAAAUGGCAAUUGAAUUUAGAUGAUGAAGAAGAAUAAACUUUUGAGCUAUACUGCGAAAACAACCUGGAGAGAUUUAAAGUGGUCUCAGGUCAAUUAUAUGCCAAUAGUUAAUAUAUAAAUUUAUUGGAAACUUAUGUUAUUUUAGAUGAGAGAGGAGUCACUCUUUAAAAUAAAUUUGGUUAAAUAAAUGUCAACGGGCCAAAGUUACAGUAGUUUUACAAGGUCGUUGACUAACAUUGCAUGCAUUUGGAUAUUUAAUUGUAUUAUGAAAUAGAAAAAGUGUUGUUUGACUUAGAGAAAUUUUAGGUGUUGUAAGUAAGAGAUAAAUAGAGUGGUAUGAUAAAAUCGAUAAAAAAGUAUGCAAAAAUGGAAGGAAAGGAAUAUUUAAAAUAGAUAAUAAGGAACUAAAAACAUGAAUAUCUAUAUGAAGAUGAACAUUAUCUCUAUAUAGUAAUUUCGUAUUUGAAUGGAAAGCCAAUUAUAGAGUUAUCGUUCGAAUAAUCGUUUUUUGGUUUAUUAAAAAUGUUGUACAAAUACCAUAAUGAGGGGUUGGUUCUAAAUCACUUUUAAGUUUCUAACAUAAUUUUGUUGGAUGAUAAUUGCAAUAUGGAGGUCUUAGACAAUGGUAAGAUUGAAAAAAUGACAAACGAAUAUUCUAAAGAAAUAUUCUAAGAUGUUCAAUUAAUCAAGUCUUACUUAAUUUCAAAAUUUCCUAAAGAAAAGGAUACAGUACAGAAUGUGAUUAACUCCAAUGUGCAAUCUGUUCAAGAACUCUUAUUUAAUGAAAUUUUCAUUAAUUAUUUUGGCGAAAGUGAAUUCUAUAGACUACUCAAUUCACAACCAUAUUAAAGACUAAACCAUCAGUCACAAAAUUCCAAUUUAAAUCUGUUAGAAACGUUUAAUACAAUCAGAUCAAGCAUUAUGGACUCAUCGGAUGAAUUAGAAGAUGUUCAAUUAAAUAGACAAUUUAAUUUUUCUUCCUAGUAAUUUGAUGAUUCACCAAUGCUCUCUCCCAGUUAGAAACCAAAACAUUAGUCGAGAUUAUCAAGUAGACAAGUAGUUUUGGAGACACUUCUUUAAGAAAACAUAAUAACAUAAUAAUAAUUUUAAUAGUUCUACAGAGAGGAGGACUUUCAAAAUGAAUAGGAAAUCAAUGAGUUUAGUGAAAUGCUGACAAAAGAAAUCGAAAACUCCUCUCUAACUACUCCAAUAUAGAGUGAUUCUAACACGACUUGUCCAAAUACAGUUAUUAUUCAUAGUAAGAAAAAUGCAGCAAAUCGCAUUUGCGAUAUUCUACAUGAAGCUUAAUAGGAAUUAAUCUAGGCAGCCAAAAAACCAUAUAAUGUGAAUAAAGUGCAGAAUGUAAGGAAAAAUCUAUUUAAUUUGCAUUGA
This is a messenger RNA of Paramecium tetraurelia, 1443 nucleotides long. RefSeq lists its product as uncharacterized. The record is from RefSeq and is a predicted model, not a curated record. Lineage: Eukaryota; Ciliophora; Oligohymenophorea; Peniculida; Parameciidae. The transcript has 6 exons.